Anopheles merus is the source of this 2592-nucleotide messenger RNA. RefSeq lists its product as uncharacterized. NCBI's taxonomy places the organism in Eukaryota, Metazoa, Arthropoda, Insecta, Diptera, Culicidae. The transcript has 6 exons. The coding region runs from base 1 to 1746 and encodes 581 amino acids. The record is from RefSeq and is a predicted model, not a curated record.
AUGAACUUUGUGAAACCGUACAAAAGUAUCUGCUUCAUUUUUCUGGGUUUGUUAUCAGCACUGAAAUGUCAGUCAUUAGAAAGCGCAGACUUGCAUCACCUGUCGGAUCGAGAAAAAGUGGAGGCUCUAGUAAAACAAUGGGCUCCAUUAGUGUGGUUGGCACCGAAUGAAAAAUACAUGCCCGGCGAUGUUUCGAAAUUUCUUGAGCAUGUACACGCAGAGGAAGCGAAAGUGGUCACCGUUUAUCCGGGCAGUGAAAUUACAGAGCUUGAUGAUCUCAAAUACUACGACAAUGGUAUGACCAACGAACUGUCAUACUAUGACCCAGCGGACCAGCGGCAAGGACGGUUUCGCAAUAAACGCAACUUCAAAGAUCCCGCUGUAUCGUUGGAUUUACUGUUUGAUCUUCCAAUUGGCAAUGAGUCCAAGAAUUGGUAUCUAGUGACCAACAACGACAUCGAUGAGCUAAUCACUCGUAAGGAAUCCUUCAUCCACGGCCAGAAUCCGCUCAACGAAAAUGUGCCAAUCUAUGCGGUGGUCAGCAUGUGCAAGCAUUCCCCAUCCGAAAUGUCGCACAAGCCCGAUCAAAGUUUGUCCUUUUCCCAACCAACCACAACGACCGAAUAUCCAUCAACUCAUCUGCUUCACAAUACAAACAAUCAGGAAAAUGAGGUAGCAUACACAGUAAAAGAACGACCACAGUUCAAGCGGAAUCCUUACGCCCCAACGCCCAAGAACAUUUUUGAACUGCAACCGAACCUACGGCAGACGAUCAAUAAGGUAGAAAAAAGUAUCCGACUGAUACGCAAGAAACGGGAACUUGAGGACUCCAUAAAACUGCACGCCGAAACAGAUCACAACACAGAUUUGCCGUCUAAACAAAGUGCUGAAGAUUUGACCGUAGGAAGAAGAGUUUUUAUCAAUUCCGAAGACGGAAAUGGUAAGCAAAAUUUCAACUCCAACACGGACAAUUCCAUAGAAAAUACACCACGAAGUGGAGAAAAUGAAGAAUGGGAAACAAUCACCGAACGGAGACAUGAUACGGAACGAUAUGGCGACGAAGCUUCGCAUGAUUUCCCCCACUUUCACGUUACAUACUGGAUGUUCUAUCCCUAUAGUCAGGGGAAGGUGAUGUGCACAAUUGACCUGGGACCGUUCGGUCCAUGGCCGAUUCCUUUAAUAUUUGGCAUGUGUCUCGGCACAAAAAAAGAAUUUGGCAGCCACGUAGGCGAUUGGGAGCAUAUGAGUUUAUACUUCCGAGGCAGAAAGGAACCAGAUGAAAUGUAUGUGUCGGCUCACGAUGCUGGAGCAUUUUAUUCAUAUGAACGGCUUACGGGAACGUUCGAAUAUCACAGCCAGGAAACGAGAAAAGGAAUUCUUCAGCAGCCAACGUUCCCCAAAACAGUCGUCACAUCUAGCAAUCAUCCGGUGCUUUUCGCCGCUGAAGGUUCCCAUGGUCUGUGGACUGCACCGGGUAAACAUAAAUUCGUACGCGUUCCGCGGCUGUACGAUAUUAACGGAUUCGGUAUGCCAUGGUCAACCUGGAGAAACGUUCAGAUCAUCUACGAGAAUGGUGCUCAAGGGCGCAGCUCACUACAACCCAAAUGGAUGAAAUUCAACGGACGAUGGGGUAAUCCAAAAACAAAAUGCCAUCCACUGAAAAGGAUCGGUUUGCACAUCUGUGAACUUACCGAUGGACCAACUGGAAUUCCUCGGAAGAAACACCAUUUUAAGUGCAAAGCAUGAAGCGGAAACAUAUCUGCAUAAAACGCCGCUUACGUGUGAGAAUUAUUAUGUUGAUAGAAUACCAGUUCCUGGGAGUUUACUUCAACCUUUCCCACCCUUCUUAAGAGUAAUACGCAAGGAGCUCUCCUAGAAUAACUAUUUAUUUUUGUUUUAUUUAUUAUUGCUCGUCAAUGUUUCUUUUCUGAUGUUCUUUUUUCUGACUUUUUAUUCUACUUACGUCCUUUACAAAUGCUGAUGGCGUCUCACGUGGUCAUCUACAUCUAUCCAAAAUCGUUCCAAUCAUAAUUAAAUGCAUUUUGGUUUAUGUUGUACAUAAGAAAUUGUUUCAUGUAUAUGUAAUCUUUUAUGCACUAUGCAAUGUAAAUAAACUUUUAAAAUACGAAAGAACUUCGAUAUAAAUUGUACGAAUCUAACUCAUUUCAAACGUAAUAUUGUGGCAAAUUAUUAUAUGGUUCUUGUUGUGUGUGUCUAUUUUACAAGAUUACACGAUUGCUUAAAAAAUAGUAUGUAUAUUUUCUUUUAGGCAGAAAAGUUAUAAAUAUUGUGAAGAAAUACUAUUUUUUAAACCUGUUCAAACUUCCAAUUGUUGCAUACUCACAAAAACUCAAAAUUCUAUUAUUGCUCACUUUAUAGCCAAUUAUUGAACAAUUUCCAAAACACUGAAAUAGACAAAAAAGCACGGUGGAAAAAAGAGGCUAUGGCCUGUGCAAUAAAUAGGAUCGAAGUACUCUCUUUGUUCCAAUUAUUAAACAGUGGAUUAAAAUAAGUGUUUUCUACAAAAAGUCGACAUUUUUGCUACCGAAUCGAGAGAAUUAACUACAGUACCCAAGCGCCACAGAUAAAGCU